This is a messenger RNA of Chilo suppressalis (striped riceborer), 19987 nucleotides long. NCBI's taxonomy places the organism in Eukaryota, Metazoa, Arthropoda, Insecta, Lepidoptera, Crambidae. The record is from the annotation of a GenBank genome assembly.
UGUACGCCCGUCCUCCCGCUUGCGCGUGUAAGACUACCGCUCGAGAGGGAGAACAGAGGUCUCCGUUAAUUUGCCGAGUUACACGGAAUCACGCACACAGAAACCAACCCCCGCGCAGUCGCAGAGGGAUCUUUCCACCCCACCCAAGUUCACUUGUCGCGAGCCGGCAUACCCCUACACCCCCGCGGUGAACGUACGUCGGUAACAUAAAACUGUACAUUCCUCUCAAUCGUGCAUUGAAAUCUACUAAAAAUUCUACAAAGUGGCUCGUACAGCUUCGAUCUUGGCUUAGUGCUAUCGUAGUUAAGUUUUUGCAAAUCAACGGGCAGCAAUAUGGCGGACGCAUGAGCGUCUCCCAAAGGAAGGAUAUCGCGAUUGUCAGUUUUCGCUCGCAACAAUGUCGACGGUGGACUUUGGUGGAACACACGCGUGAUUGCGAGUGAAAAAGCUAGAUCGAUACUGAUGAUCAGGACUGCUUAGCGUUGAAACGGUUUUACGCUGACCAAGUUGAGCAACUGCUGUUCAUGUCAGAAAAAGAGGAAGAGUAGCAUAGCGUCUUUGGAAGACAUGACCACGGAGACGGCGUCGCCUAACCAGGCGGACGCCAGCACAGCCUUCCUGCGCGCCGCUCGCGCCGGGCAGAUCGAGAAGAUUAUCAGUCUACUCGAACAAGGCGUCGACAUCAACGUUAGCAAUGCUAACGGCCUGAAUGCCAUCCAUUUGGCAUCGAAGGAUGGUCACGUGGAGGUGGUUCGAGAGCUCCUGGAUCGGGGGGCUGCCAUCGACGCCGCCACCAAGAAGGGGAACACAGCUCUCCACAUCGCCUCGCUAGCCGGACAAGAGACUGUCGUCAAGCUACUCGUCCAAAAUGGUGCACAGGUUAACAUCCAGUCGCAGAAUGGCUUCACACCAUUGUAUAUGGCAGCGCAAGAGAACCAUGAUGGCGUUGUCAAGUUCUUGCUGGCUAAUGGAGCUAACCAAAGCCUUGCUACAGAGGAUGGGUUUACCCCAUUGGCUGUGGCUAUGCAGCAAGGGCACGAGAAAGUCGUCGCUGUUCUCCUAGAAGCUGAUACACGUGGGAGAGUUCGCCUGCCAGCACUUCACAUAGCUGCUAAGAAAGACGACGUGAAGGCUGCGAACUUACUACUCGAGAAUGAACAUAACCCGGAUGUGACCUCAAAAUCAGGAUUCACGCCGCUUCAUAUAGCAGCUCAUUAUGGCAACGAAUCCGUAGCUAGACUGCUUUUGGCGAAAGGAGCAGAUGUGAACUGUGCCGCCAAGCAUAACAUAUGCCCCUUACAUGUUGCAGCCAAGUGGGGUAAAGACAACAUGGUCGCUUUGCUAUGCGAUAACGGUGCUAACGUAGAAGCCCGUACUAGGGAUGGACUAACUCCUCUGCAUUGCGCCGCUCGGUCAGGCCACGAGAGAGUCGUUGAGGCAUUGUUAGAUAGAGGGGCACCUAUCACUAGUAAAAGCAAGAAUGGCCUAGCCCCUCUGCACAUGGCAGCGCAAGGCGACCACGCUGAGGCUGCCCGAGUACUUCUGUCCAGGAGAGCUCCAGUCGAUGACGUCACAGUGGACUACCUCACCGCCUUACACGUGGCUGCACAUUGCGGUCACGCCAAAGUAGCCAAGCUACUGUUAGAUAGGAAUGCAGACGCCAAUGCUCGUGCUUUGAAUGGAUUUACCCCAUUACAUAUCGCUUGCAAGAAAAAUAGGAUUAAAGUAGUCGAGUUGCUGUUGAAGUAUGGUGCUAGUAUCCAAGCGACUACGGAAUCAGGGCUAACUCCCCUCCACGUGGCAGCGUUUAUGGGCUGCAUGAAUAUUGUCAUUUACCUGCUGCAGCAUGAAGCCAACCCUGACGUUCCCACCGUCAGAGGGGAGACCCCGCUACAUUUAGCUGCUCGAGCUAAUCAGACUGACAUCAUCCGCAUUCUACUGCGGAACGGCGCCGCGGUGGAGGCGAAAGCGCGCGAGCGACAGACGCCGCUGCACAUCGCGUCGCGACUCGGCAACGUCGACAUUGCUGUUUUACUGCUGCAACACGGUGCCGACGUCCGCGCCAUGACUGCCGACCAUUACAACGCGCUGCAUAUAGCGGCGAAGCAGCAUAAUCAUGAUGUUGCAGCAGCUCUCAUCGAACACAAUGCUCCUCUCACGGCGACCACCAAGAAGGGUUUCACAGCGUUGCAUUUGGCCGCUAAAUACGGCAAUCUAAAGGUGGCAAACCUGCUGUUAGCGCACGGAGCAUCUCCUGAUCAAGCUGGGAAGAACGGAAUGACACCUCUGCACGUAGCAGCUCAAUACGACCAGCAAGCAGUCGCUACGACCCUUCUGGAGAAAGGCGCGGACGCUAAGGCGGUUGCUAAAAACGGGCACACUCCGCUUCACAUAGCUGCUCGCAAGAACCAGAUGGAGACAGCGGCCACACUCCUAGAAUAUGGCGCAGUCACUAACGCCGAGUCCAAAGCUGGUUUCACGCCACUACACUUGGCUGCACAACAGGGUCACACAGAAAUGUGUUCUUUAUUACUGGAGCAUGGUGCAGAAGUAGACCAACAGGCUAAGAACGGCCUGGCUGCAUUACAUUUGGCAGCUCAAGAGGACAGGGUGCCUGUUGCGCAACUGCUGGUUAAAAAUGGAGCUGAGGUGGACAUUUGUACUAAGGGUGGAUAUACCCCUCUACAUAUUGCUAGCCACUACGGCCAAGCAAACAUGGUACGAUUUCUACUUGAGAGUGGUGCAUCUGUCAAAGCUCAAACUAAUCAUGGGUACACAGCUUUGCAUCACGCUGCUCAACAAGGUCACAUCAAUAUUGUUAACAUCCUGCUUGAACAUAAGGCUGAUGCGAACGCCACAACCACAAACGGUCAAACACCAUUGGACAUAGCGUCCAAGCUGGGUUACGUGACCGUAAUGGAAACAUUGAAAGAAGUUUCCGAACCUUCUAUAGCACCAGCUUCACAAGAAAAGUACAAAGUCGUGGCUCCGGAGACAAUGCUUGAGACAUUCAUGUCAGACUCUGAAGAAGAAGGAGGAGAAGAUGCAAUUUUAAACGAUCAGCCAUACCGCUACCUAACUGCUGAUGACAUGAAAUCGCUCGGUGAUGACUCCUUGCCUAUUGACGUGACCAAGGACGAGAGAACUGAGUCGGCUAUGAGCCACAAGAACAUUAUGGAGAUAUCUCAAGGAUCCGUGAAUGGUAUUCCAUACCAGCCCGCCCAGGAAGUCGUAGUGAAGAGUAUCAGUCGGUACAGCACAGCGCAUGCGCCAGAGGGAUACUGCUACAACGUCGACCCUACGCAACCUAAGAAAAAAUUACAAUGGAAAAACUUCCUGGUGUCUUUCCUCGUGGAUGCCAGAGGAGGAGCCUUGAGAGGUUGUCGAGGUGGUGGUGUGAGAGUUAUCGUCCCACCAUUGUCAGCCCAGCAACCUACCAGGAUUACAUGCAGAUAUUUGAAGCCGUCUCGUAUAAAUCAUAUGCCUCCCUUAAUGGAGGGUGAGGCUUUGGCAGCUCGAGUGCUCGAGAUGGGGCCUGUUUCUGCAAAAUUUUUAGGGCCUGUGAUACUGGAAGUACCCCACUACGCGUCCCUUCGUGGCAAGGAGAGGGAAAUUGUUAUUCUACGUUCAGACAAUGGGACAAGUUGGAGGGAACAUAACGCAGACGCCACAGAUGAUGUUGUCCAAGACAUACUUCAUGAAACCCUGGAGAUUGAAGAAACCAAUGAAGAUGAGAAAGGUUGGGACGCACCGCGCGUCACUCGAAUCCUGACCCACGAUUUCCCGCAAUACUUCGCUGUCAUAUCCCGGAUUCGACAAGAAGUGCAUGCUAUCGGCCCAGAAGGUGGCAUGGUUUCCAGUUCCGUCGUACCUCAGGUGCAAGCCGUAUUCCCGCAAGGUGCACUCACCAAGAAAAUCAAAGUCGGUCUCCAGGCUCAAAUUAUAGACUCAGAGCUAACUGCGAAACUAUUGGGCCGAGGAGUAGCAGUAUCUCCAGUAGUUACAGUAGAACCAAGGAGAAGGAAAUUUCACAAAGCUAUAACCUUGAGUAUGCCAGCCCCCAGGCCUCAUACUCAAGGAAUGACGAACCAGUAUAGCACUUCAUCUGCUCCAACUCUUAGAUUGCUAUGCUCUAUAUCAGGUGGCACCAAUCGCGCACACUGGGAAGAUGUCACGGAAAAUACGCCGCUCACAUUUGUCAACGACUGCGUAUCUUUCACUACAACUGUAUCAGCUAGAUAUUGGCUUAUCGACUGCCGGCAUAUCGAAGAUGCCACUAAAAUGGCAACUGAAUUAUACAGGGAAGCUAUCCACGUUCCAUUUAUGGCUAGAUUCGUGGUUUAUGCAAAACGUACUGAUGAGUGCCAAGCUCAACUACGUUUGUUCUGUGUGACAGACGAUAAGGAGGAUAAAGCUUUAGAACGCAUUGAACGGUUUAUUCAGGUCGCCAAGAGUAGAGAUGUAGAGGUCCAUGAGGGUAAACCCGUAUAUUUAGAAUUCGGUGGGAAUCUAGUUCCUGUUGCAAAAUCAGGAGAGCAAUUAUCGAUACCGUUCCGAGCCUUCAGAGAAAAUAGACUUGCUUUCCCAGUGAUGAUUAAGACACAGGACUUAGAGCCGAUCUGCAGGUGUCAAUUUAUGAGAGAUCCUAAAGUUCCUAAAGGAGAACCAUCGCCUACGCCGAUCGCUGUUCUCAAUAUAAUGGUACCUGAUGACAUGCCGGUAGAGAGAAUCAGUCCUCCUCCAACAGAUACAGAGGUACCAAGACGCACUGAGGAACAAGAGCUCAUCUGGAGACAGCGUUUGAGUGAUCCUAGGCUGGAAGAUAUAUGUAACUUACUUGGCAAAGACUGGGUAGCGCUGGCUUAUGAACUUGGAGUUAGUGUCGCUACAGUAAAUCAAAUACAGGCAAAGAGAAUCACUGCUGCUGAACAAGCCCAACUAAUGCUGAAGCUUUGGAAAACUCAGUCAGGAACCAAAGCUCAAGACACAAGUCUCGAGCUUGCUUUGUGUCGUAUUGGUCGAGACGAUAUAAUAGCACCUCAAUCAGAUAUCACCAAUGAAAGACGCAUUCUACGAAACAUUUAUCAAGAGAGGCAAGCUUCAGAAGAAAUCGAAGCUUAUAAAGCUGAAGAAGACAAUAAGCUCAAAGAUAAGCUAUAUGAUGAAAACCAAAUUGAAGAACGUCUCACUAGGGAAUCAGAUCAGGAUCAUGAAGAUGAAGCUAAGUAUUCACCAGAAGAAAAGUCUAUAGUAGACAAAAGUGAGAUUGAACGAACCCCCACACCAAGUGAAGAUAGCGAAGAGGAUGAAGAUGUUAAGAGAAGCGUAGCAGAAAGAAAAGAACAAAUAACUAGAAAACUCAGUUCAAGUAAAAUACCCGCUUCGAAGCAAAAGAAAGAAAUUCGUGAGGAAAUAAUAGAAAUAAAAACUCAAAUAAAACCUGAUAUAAAGAAGUUCCACGAUAUAGAACAACAAGUAAAGGAUAAAGAUACUAAACUAGAACGGUCACGGUCUAAAACAUCGCCAGAUGUAGUUGAAGAGGAAAACGAAGUUGAAGUUUAUACACAAGAGACAGUAGAAAUAAAAAAAGAAGAGGUGAAAGUUUUAGAUAGGUCUCAAGAACAGUUUAGAAAAUUCGAUCCAUUGUCGCCAGCGAAGCCUACGCCUAAACACCUUCAAAGGCAUAUGAGAAAUGAAUCAAUGAGAUUUCCUUCAGGUGACUUCUCAAAUGUUACUAUCACACCUAGAAAAUCAAUAAUUGAAACCACAGAAACUAAACAUAUAUCUGAAAAAACAGAUUCAUUUACAAAGGAAGUCAUAUCGCAAAAAGAAAUUGUAAGUUCUAGAGUGGAAGAAAAACUAGAUGAUGGCGAUCGUUCUCCUGAUCUAGUCACAGAAGAAGACAAAGACAUUGCGGAAGCUACUUUAAAACAAAAAAUUAACUCUUUUGAAUCUAAAAUAUCAAAGGAACCGUCAAUUGAGCUACCUAAGACUACUGUCAAAUUGACAAAAGAAGCUUUAAAAAAGCAUACGAUGGAACAGGACCAAGGAAUAGAAUAUACACAAGAAUUCGUGAGAGAGCAAUCUAAGCAAACAUCAAAUGAAACACAGGAGGGCACAACAAAGAAAGUAGUUGCUGAAACUGUGGAAAGUACUGAAAUUGUUAAAUCUGUCAAAGAGACAAUUCAGCGAUUUGAUUCAAAAAUAAAGCAUGAUGAUAAAGGUAAGGUGUUUUCAAAAGCUGUAAGAACAGACUCUACUCUCGUUCAAGUUUCAUCGGAAGAAGACAGUGAGUUCUUGAAAAAAUCAACGGACUCAGAAACUGAGACUGAGUCACAAACAACCGUAAAGGCUGAUAAAUUAGAACAAAAAAAUCUGUCUAAAUUUGAUAUGAAACCUAGCUUAGCCGAAUUUGACUUUAAAACAAAGGAUAUUAAAGAAACUGUAAAACAGGACAAAAAGUAUGACGACGACAAUAAAAAGGAUGAUCAGGGGUUAGCCAUCAAGCUUCAAAAACAACUGACAGAAGAGUUGAGAACAAAAGUAAGUGAAGAAGAAAUAACGGAAGCGUUGGAAGAAAAAGAUGUAUCUGUUGGUGAAAAAAUUAAAGACAGGGUAUAUUCUAAAGAAUCAAAACACCGAAGUGACUCACUGGAUGAAACAUCUCAAUUUUCCGAUUUGGAAGAAGCCGGUGCAAGUCCAGUACACAAACCUUUACAAAACAAAGAGAUUGAUACUGUAAUAAUAUCAAAAACUGAAGUCAAAACUAUUUCAACAAAAAUUACGGAUAGGACAGAAACUCGAGAUCAAACAUUGGAGUUUCUUAAAUACGAAAGUGAAUAUAGUGCACAAAUACAUGCACCUUUUAUUGGAUCAGUGGAUGCUGAAAAGGUAUCCCCAAAAGAAUCUCCAGUAAUAAGUGCAAAAGCCAGGCAAUUUAUUGAGACGGUUCCUGAAGAUGAUUCCGUACAAGAAUGCUUCUUUUCCAAGCGGAUAUACUCUGAUUCGUUAGAGGACUCUGAAAACACGGACUCACGUCGCCAUUCCGAAGCAGAAUCUUUAAAAUCGGAUCAGUCGGAUAUCAAGGCUAAAGUCUCAUCGGGUGAUUUUGAUGAAAGAGCAGAAUACGAAGAAACUGUAGAUUCAGGCAGUGGUUUUGGUGAUGAAAAAUUCGAAGAAAGUGUAGGUUUUACUUCAAUGAGAAUCGAACCUCAAUCUCUUGACUCCGAAAAACAAGAUUCAGAAUCAGAUAAAGAAUCCGAUCCAGUAUUUAAGAAAAUGACCCCAAAAGAACAUUCACGAGUUGAAUCAGUUUCUAUUACUAAGCCUAGCGCUAUUCAGGCUGAAAUUGAACCUCUUCAACUUAAACAAGAGUUCCAGAUGAUCAUUACAGAAGCCGAAGAUAUUGAUAAAUCUUUCGAUAAAGAUGAAAUUUCUGAUAAAAUAUCUUCUGAAAGUAGCAGAGAAAUUGAAAUUUCUGAGAGAAAAUCUUCAGAAGGAAUAUCUGAAAAAAUAAGUUCUGAAGAUGCAGUAACAGAAAAGAAAACAUCAUCUGAAGAAGAUGUUCUAAAAGAAAGAGAUCAAACUUUAAGUGACGAUAAAGAAAAAAAUGUGAUUGCUGCGAAAGAGGUAGUCAAAGAAAUGGAAAAGGCAGAAAUCAAGGUACUAAAAGAAGAUACAUUUGAAAAAGUUGGUGCCAUUAAACGCCAGUCAGUUACCUCGGCUGGGUCAGGAUCAGUAAGUGAAUUACGUUUGGAAGAAAAACGCUUAUCUGACGCUCAUAGUCUGACGGAAUCUAGGGACUAUACAUUUGAAGAAUCUGAAGACGAUAUCGAUACUCAAGGAACUCAUGUUGACGCUUCAAAAGAAAAAGUAGAAAUUAAAUUAGAGACGGACAAGAUUAAAACUGGAAAAGAUUUAAAACUUGCUAAGUUAACUCAUGGAGAUUCUUUGGAUGAUGUCGAAGGAUUCCCUGAAGAUCAUGUUACUGACUACGUCCAUAAAUUACCACAGAUAACUGAAGUAGGAUCACUUUUAGACAAGGAAAUUAUAACUGCAUUUUUAAAUCGUGAAAGAGAAGAGCAACUUAAACGUGAAACCGUAUUGGUUGCGUCAAAAGACAUAGUGCAAAUCUCAUCUUCAAAGGUCAUUGAACCUAAGAGUAUAGCUAUGGAAAGUUUUGUAAUUCCAUCAACAGAAAUAGUAACUGAGAAAAAAGAUAUUGCUAUCACAAAAGAGGGUAGUGGUAAAUUCGAUGUUUCCAAGAUACGAACUGAUACCCUAGGUAAAUUUAAUUUAGAAGACGAAUCAGAAGAAACAAGGCGUUUUACGCCAAAGGACUUGGACUUGAAAGAAGUUCCCGAAAUCACUAAAGAACAAGUUAAACCCGUUAUUGAUGAUAUUCUACAAAAAGGUACAAUGGCUGCAGCUGCGAGAAGCCCAACUCUGGAUAAAGACAUUAAAAUUGGAACAAAAGAUAAUGCGGAACCCGAAAAAAGGUCAUAUGAUGCUAAAGUUCCACAAAAGGAGGAAAGGAGACAUUCCUGCAUCAGCCCUGCAAUCUCUUUAGAAAGAAUAGCAGAAUCAGAAGUUGAAAGUGACGAAGAAGAAAUACCUAAAUUCACGAAAGUUAUCACAGAAAUACGUUCUGUUACCGAAACAAGUGCAGAAAUGAAAAAAUCAGAUUCUGCUAUGAAACAAAUGGCAGACAACAUUGAAAUAAUUAUUAAACAAGCAUCUGAAGAUAUAGAUGGUUCCUCAGAAGAACAAUUAAUUGAGCAGUGUCAACCACAAGAUAUUUCUGGUCAUGUAUCUGUAGAUUCUAUUAUAGAAGAAGCUGUUACUACUGUAGAAGGAUAUCUGGAAUCCUCUCAAGAAGCAAAAGAAAGAGAAAUAGAAGCUAAAAAGGAAAUAAUUUAUGAGGAAACUAAAAAGUUUGUUAAGGACAGGCCUGGUUUGAUUAAAUCAUUGUCAAGAGAUAGUGGAGAAAUAGUAAUAAUGCCAAAGAAAAAACACCCACGAACAUUUUCAGUACAAAGUUCGCCAGAUGAGGUCGAAGAACAAAUUUAUACUGACUCGGAAUCCGACAUGGACAAAGCAAAAGUAUUGGAAAUAAUUGAACCUAGUUCUGAACUCGAUGGUAAAAUUACUGCUUCUAGUUUUGAUGCAAGAAAGAUUAGAACUGACUCAUUGGACGAUGCUGACGAUUUUCCGGAAAAAGAGACUGAAUACUUUGGAGAAGAUGAAAAAUAUAUUGAUGAGCCAAUAGAGACAAAGUUAACAAAUGAUUUGAAAACAAGUGAUAUUGUUGCGCCUAGUAGCAGCGGAGCACAAAUUGAUACUGACGAGGACAAAUCAUCAGAUAAACUUGUAAGGAAAACUCAUUUUGUGGAUAGAAUACUACACACAGACUUAGUGUGUAAAUCAACUACUGAAUCCUCGGUCACAACAGUAGUAUCGACAUUAACAAAGUCAUCUGACGAAGAUCAAAAGUCUAUUGUAGAAGAAGGCACAUCCACAGAACUAUCGAAAAUCAGUGGGGCAGAACUCGUAAAAGAUCCAUCUAAAACUUCCAUGGAUACGAAAGAAGAUUCGAAAAUAGAAGAGCCUAUUGAAGAUCGUGGUACUCCAGAUUUAUCAAAAAAAUCUAUAGACUUGACGAAAGAUUACUCAAAAUCUUCAAUUGAUAGUAAAGACACUUCUCGAGACUUUGCUACUAAUGAACUUUCCAAAGAUUCUACAGUAGAUUUAACGAAAGAUUAUUCUAAAGCAUCCGUAGAGAGUGUUAAGGAAACUUCAAAAUCUAUUGAUGAGAAGACCUUUUCUGAAGAUCAUUCUUCUUUAGAUGUAUCUAAAACUCUUGCUUCAGAUGUAUCAGAUGGAAUUACCAUUAGCAGAGAAUUCAUUGAAGAAGAAAGAUCUGUUUCUAGAAUAGUAAAAGUAUCAACUAGUUCUUCGCAAGAAACUUCCGUUAUGACUGAAAGUAAAUUACUUAGUGAGCAAGAGUGUUUAGAUAAAACUAGGACUUUAGAAAUGCAAUCUGAGAGAGAUUUUAUGGGAGAAAUGGAUGAAAGAAUAGCUGAACUUAAAUCUGAAUUUAAAAAAGAAGAUAUUAUUAAUCAAGAAUCUUUAAAGCGUGAAACUUCUGAAUUAGUACAAGAGGUACAGAAAAUUGUGGAUGAUAAAGAAAUAGAAAGCGAAGUGCCAGAUAUGAGUGAACUAAAUAGGAGAUGUUCUAAUUUACUUGAAGACAUAUCACAAGGAGCUUUAAUAAGAAUAGAUUCAACACAUGUUACACAUGAUCUUGCAUCAAAGUUCUCUAAAACUCCACCUCCAUCUCCAGUAGAUCUUAAUUUGAGAGAUAAAUCUAAAUUGGAGGAAGGUGCUGGUGAAAGGCAAACCGGGCUACAACUUAGAGGUUCCGAUUCGUCGUUCCUGGAUGCUAACCGUCAGUCUCCAAGAGCAUCAUCAGCUGGUGAUAGUCUUAUAAGUGAAACUGAAGCCCAUCAAAGUGAUGUACUAACGGAAGCGUCUAAGGUACUGACUGAAGCCGCCAGACCGAAAUCUCCCACAAAACAUGUUGCUGAUAAUCUGUCAUUUAUUAAUGUUGAUCAACCUACACUCACAAGUGGUGCCAUUGAACUUGUUGAUCGAACUAUAGAAAAAAGCAUCGAUGUCAUUGAUCAAAUCAAAAAAGAACAACUUGCAGUGAAGAUGGAAGAAAUGCAAAAAUCAACCUCCAGCGACACAUUCUUUUCUGAAUCGAAGAUAGAAACUUCAAUGUCAUCUUCUUCGGUGCAUAAAACAUUUGAAGGGACCGAAAUGAAGUUCAAGUCUAUUGACCCACGAGCUGUCAUGUCGGAUAUGGUGGCCAAAUUUAGUGCUACUGAUGAGUACAGUACAAUUUUAUCCCACAAAGAAAUAGAAACAAGAAAAAUUUCCGGGCAGGAAUACUUUUCAGAAACCAAGCAAGUAUCUUCCUCUGAUGAUGACUCGCUUAUUAUUAAAACUGAAACCACUCAUGAGUUACGCGGACAAGAACAUGAAGUAAAAGAAAAAACUGUAGUUCGCAGAGAAGGUGAACAAACUGAAACAUCUCUAAAAAAGUUAGAAAAAGCUCAUGAAGCCUCUGCCAAAAGGUCUGAUGUCGAAACUAAAACUGUUUUCAAAAGUACAGAUGAUACAGAUAUUGUCAAUGUGGAGCGUGAAUUUUUGGAACAAGGUUUAUAUACAGGACGUCAGACUAAAUCAGAAGAAAAAAUGACUGCACUUAAAGAUGAUACAAUCAAGAAAAAACAUGAAAUUAAAAUUUCUGAAAGAGAUUUGUCACAUGAACAAUGGGGUAAGGAAUAUUUCUCAGAACCUGGUGAACUAGAAGAUAUAAGAGAAGAUGAAGAUUCAAAAUCAAGAACAGCGUUUGUUGAAUCGUCUUUGAAAAUUAUAGAGAAGGAUGAAAUAGUAUCGAGUGUCGAAGUUUCGGCAAAGGGAAAAUUGAUCAGUUCAAAGGUAGAACAUCAUAAGGAGGAAUCUGUCAUCGAAAGUAAGGAGCAUGAUGAUCUUAGUUCCGAUGCGUCACACGCAACAAGUUUUAAGAGUGAAACAGUUGAAAGGCGGGGUUCUUCUGAAACUAGCCCUAGAAGUAAAUCAAAAUCUUUCAAAAAAGAUGAUGAGGUAUAUGAAGUUGAUUUCAUCAAAGAAAUAAAAGUCUCUACGUCCCCUAUUAAGAGUACAUUUAGCAGAUCGGGAAGCCAGGAUACACACUCAGAAUCAGAAGCAGCACCUGAGUUACCACAUGAUGAUAAAACUGGUGAUACACCGAAAAAAGAUAAACUUACUAAAUCUCCAAUCAAACUUCCACUACAGCAAAUACAAGACCAAGUUUGGGAAGUUUCAAUUCAAAAGGCUGAUUCUUUUGAAAUGGCUGAUGACAUUCCAAAGUCAUUGAAACUUCAAACUACAACGAGUGAGACGACAUCAAGUACCACAAAAAGCUCUGAUAGUGACGGCGGUGAAGUAAAAACAGUAAUGGAUACAAAAACAAUGAAAAGUGACAUGUCUCCUAGUACACUUGAGAUAUCUGACGAUAUUAGUACUGUAUCAAAAGAUGUUAUGAUAAAGUCCGGAGAGAGCAUUGAUACUGAAUAUAUGGUGAAGUCAUUAGAAUCUCACGAAGGAGAAGCAUUACAGAAAUCCAUGGAUUCAACAAUGAGCGCUGAAACAUUACAUGCAUCUGAAUUCUCCACAGAAGCUGACUCAGCAUUUUUAACAGGCACAGGUACUGACAGAAAGGAAGAAAUUAAACUAGUGAAAGAAAAAAGCCUUGAGGAUAUAUGCAGUAGCGGUUAUGAUACUGACCUCUCCUCUGCCGAGUUUCAUGCUACGAAACUUGAGUCAGAACGGGUGGAUUUUGAUUCUUUAAUGUCUGCUCAACCACUCGCUGACUUGUCGGUUUUAGAAAAAACUAUUGAUGAAGUUAAGCAGUCUCUUGAAGCAGCGCAAGUAGAAAUAAUAAGUGAGAAAAGUGAUGGUAGUAGCAAAUAUAAACAAUCACCCUCGGAGUUCCAAUUCAAACUUUUGAUAAGUCCCGAAAGACCAGAGGUCAUAACAGAAGAACCAGUUCACAUAGAUGAUCAUACUGAUAAAAUUAUUUCUAGUACCACUGUGGAAGAAAAGCAUUUAGAUAGUCAAAAGUCUGAUAGUGUAUCACAAAUAAUCAGCUCCCAGGAAGAAACGACGAUUUCAGAUGAAGAAAAAGAUACAGUUCAUAUCAAGGAAUCCAGCCCACCAGUAGAUGGAGCUGAUAUAUCAAUAAGAUCCGACAGUGGUCCUCACUCAAUUUUAGAAACCGAGAGUGAAAUUAUUUUUUCUGAUAGAGAUGGGUCUUCAAAAGGAAGUCCCGAAGUAAAACUAAGGGUCCAAAAGCAUAUUAAAUCGAAAUUGGGAGUUACUGAAAGACGUUCUGCUUCAGAAGUUGAAGGGUGGUCAAGUUCUGGUGAAAGUCAUUAUCAUAGUUUUGAUAACACAGAAAGUCGGCCCCUAUCUUCAGACGUGGAAGUUAUGAUGACAGCACAAAGUGCCACUGAAUUUGAAACAGCACUUACUAGUCAUGACGUGUCUUCUCAGUCUCUCAGAACAUCAAAAGAUUACUAUACAGCUGCUAGCUCGCUUGCUUCAAGAGACAGUAUGAAAAGCUUAGACUCAGAUGGUUCUAGUCAUGUUGCCAGCAUUGAUAUUUCAGAUGCAUCAGAAACCCUCGUUCCUUCAGCAAAUGAAUUAAAAGAAGAAUUAAUGGAGAGUAGUACUUAUGUUGAACAGUUUUUACGUGAAGGUGAUAAAGACCAUGCGCAUAAGGUUAAAGAUGUUAGUGACGAAGAAGCAUCUGGUGAUGAAGAAGAAGAUAAAGAAGAUAUCGUAGGUGAACCAGUAGGCAAAAUGAAGAGGUCUCAUGAAAUGAGAUUUCAACCAAAAGAAAUGAUUCCCGAACACUUUCCUCUUGAAAGUAUGUCUGAAAAUGUGGAAGUAGACGAAGACUCUGCCAAAGAACGUGAAGGCUCUGAUACUACAAUUUCAAGUCAACUAAAAACCGAUGAGAUCUUGUCUUCGUCAAUUUCAAGACUUGACAUGCCAUCAUCACAAUCUUUUUCAGAAGGUGAUAAAAAAAUCAUAAGUGAAGAAAUCAGUAAAAGUGCCGUUCACGAAAUACAAGCAAUACCUUUUUCGACAACAAAACUAGAGAGGCCUGAAAGGCAAUUUGUUGACAUUGAAAGUGAAAUUAUUCCAGUUGGGUCUGCAGAAUAUGACGAAAUAGUCAAACAUGGUACUUUAACUAGUGGAAAUCAAAAAACCCCAAAACAAGAAAAACCAAUAGUUAAAACUUCAGUUUAUUUUGCUGAUAAAGCUCCUGACGAAAGAUUUGCUGAGCAAGAACAGUGUGAAGUUAACGAAGAAUGUGUAAAAAAGAUCGUUAAAGAGGUAAGCGUUACACCUUUUCCAAUAACAGAAAUACCUCCAAGUCAAAGAGAAUUUGUUGACAUUGAAGCUGAAAUCAUACCAGAAGGGUCGUUACAAUAUGAAGAAAUUCUUAAAUCUAAAAGUGAUUCCUCGGUGCCUAAAACGAAAACUGAGAAAUCAAUCGUGAAAACUCCGGAAUCUCAACUAGAGAGCAAACAAAGUUCAACCUCAAGUUUACGAACUCAUGAACAUUUAUCUACGCCACAAACUCCUUUGUCUGCUCCAAGUCAAAGUUCUCUCUCUACUGAUAAUGGAAGAGAAUACGUACUUGAUGAUAUGUACGAUAUAUCUGAAACGCCAGAAUUGAGAUCUGAUUUAGUAACAGAAAAUAGCAAAUCCGAACUAGUUGUAACGACGGAAGAAAGAGCCAUGCAUACUUAUGAAAAAGAACAAGAAUCCCCUACAAGUGAUGAAUUUGAAAUGGUUGAUAAGCCCAGUGAAAUGGACGAUUUUGUUGUUAUUGAAGAAGUAGCAAAAGAAGCUCAAGAAACUGACACCGAGGGUAAAAGUGUACAGAUAAAAAGCCAAAAGUAUAUUAAGAAACAUGAUACAGAAGUAGAAGAAUAUUUAUCAAAAACCUCUAAAAAACAAGAAAGUACUAGUAGCGGUACAUCAGGGUCAUUAUCUGACGAAGAACUACUUCAGUAUGAGAUAGAACAGAAACGUCUGCAAGCCCAAGAGUUAGCUGAAAUUGAAGCAGGAAAACGGUGGAUACAAAUGCAAUUUGAAGGUGAUCCAAGAUAUGAUUAUGAAAGAAUACCACUCGAAGACAUUAAAGAAGAAGAAAUGACUGAUUUCGAUGCUAGCAGAAUAGGUAGUCUAAGUUCUCAAAAAGAAUCCAUAGGGAGUUAUGGUAGUUUUAGAAAUUCAUAUGGUAGUUUAUCUGAAUCCGAAAUGGCAUCUCGUAUAAGAUUUCGUGUUAAAGGAGAAAAUGAUGACAUAUCCAUCAGUUCGUUACAAGAAUUUGAAAACCUUGAAAAAGCAUUAAUGGAGCAAUAUCAACAACAUUCGUCAUCAUCACAGGAUUCUUUGAAUGGAUCCUUACCUAGAAGGUAUAUUCUUAGUAAAAGUCAAGGCGAUGAUAUAUCUAUAUCAAGUUUAAAGGAAUUUGAAGGCCUUGAAUCUGCUUGUCUCGAAGCUUUGAAAGCUGAGAUUCUUGCGAAACAAAAGGAAGCUCUAUUGUUAGCGGAUCCCAAAGAGGUUAGCGGAAGUUUCUUAGAAAGGGAGAAACGUUCUUAUAGUGGAAGUUCAGAGAGCAGCCCUCCUCUUAAAGGUGGAAGUCCUAGUCAAAAAAGUGGCAGUCCUUCACAAAAGGGUGGCAGUCCUUCUCAAAGAGUUGGAAGUUAUGGCAGUCCAUCUCAGAAACUACUCACAGAUUCUGCGGCUAUACGUAAACUUAUAGAUCAGCAAAUAGCAUUAGACCAAAAGUUACAAGAACAAAUAACACCUAAAAUUGUUACAGUAAAAAAAUUUGACGAUAGAGGGGCAUUUUUUGUACCCGAACCAGAUCCGGAAAAAGAAGUCGAAACUAAACCAUUAGAAGUUACAGAAGAAUGCAUCAAGUCGUCGUCUUUUAUAUGCGCAGCUGCGCCAAGUGACGGUUCAGCAGAAUCUAUCCCCGGAGAUUGUGAGGAAAUGAUGAAGAUACUAGACCAAGAAGAACAAUCUAAACAAUUGCAGGCUGUCACUAAGACUUUCACAGACAGCGGAACGAUUGAAGUAGUUCGAACAACUACCGUCAUUCAACAAAGAUUUGUAGACGGAAAAAAAGUUUCUGAGACGGUGACGAGUACUGAUAGUGCCGACAGCGGUGGUGCUGUAGAUAUCCCAUCAAAACUUCAACGUCUCGAUGAACAUGCCCAAAUGUCAGUGGGGUCUGAGAUGUCAUCGUCGAUAGUUUCCCAAUCUUCAGAAAUGGAUAGUAUCAUGACGGUGUUAGAUCGACAUACUUCAGAUGGGGAAAUCGUGACGGUUACAAAACAUACCAUAAUGAUGUCCUCUGAGAAACCCGAAGAUUUGGAAUUUUCUAGAGAAAGCAGUGCAGCACGUGAGCUUUCGCCCUCCUCUGGGAGGUCGAUAGCUCACAGCGUUGUAUCACUUUCUGGUAAACAAUUCACAGAUCCAGCUAGCGGUUCGUGGAGUGGCCAAGAUGAAGAAUUAAGCUCAUCUGGAAGUUUUAGCAGGGGAGCUCGAGCUGAUCUUAUGUUAGGCAGCACGGAUAGUUUAGAAGCAACUAGUUCAAAUGCCACACGAGCAACGUUUAACUAUGAAGUCGACACACCUAUGACAGGAAGCUUAACUUCUGGGGCGCUACGCCCUCCAGGAUCGAACACGAUGGUUUCAUCACUGGAUACACUGGAUGCAGUGACAGCUGUCCAAUAUCCUGAUAGCCUUGAACAUCAAUCCACGAGCGAGCAUUUUUCUCAUGACUACGAGGUUCAAGAGCCGGACUCUGACACAGAACGUCUGGAACUCGACGGACGAGCUCCCACAGCUAAGGAACGCACAAUAAUGUUUGACAGCACUGAUACCCUGAGUGCUGUAAGUGGAGAUAGUUCAGUAAAAGAAGCCACUGUUGAAGCACCCGCAGCCACCUUUUAUAUUGGAGAUACUCCUAUAAUGAGAGGUGAUCGACAAGGCGAAGAAGAUGAGCACCAGUCUACUCUAUCGGGCAGUUGUCCCGCAUCAUUGCCUCCGGUUUCACAAUCUUCACCACCAGUUCCUGCUCAAAGAAGAUCUCUCACAAUGAUUGCUAAAUCCCCACCAUCAACAUUGGAAGAGACUACGAAGAAGUAAAAUCUUAUGUUUUUCUUAAGAAAUUUAAUUUUAGUCUUUAGUAUUAUAUAAAACUCUCUUGCAGCUGGAGCUAUCAUAGCUUUGCUGGAAUUGAUGCACUGCUAUUAUCGAUACAAAAUGUGACUUUGUAUUGCGCGAUUGAUAAAGUACAAUAGAAUGAUAAUUAUCUAGUCAAAUGUUAACGUAGAUGAAAUAUCAACUUUUAUAUAUAAGUCAUCUAAAGUAAUAGUUUAAGGGCGGUGGUACUUAUUAAACUAGGAUUGAAGUCCUAAUUUAUUGAUGUGAUGAUCUUUACUAUUUCAAUCAGAAUUAUUCUGGUGUAAAGUGUGGGAGUACUUGAACUGAAUGACCAACAUUUGAAAUCUUAACGCGAAGUUAGAUCUUUAAGAUCAUCAAAGUUUAAUCAUGUGUCGGUCGCACAUUCCAAGUUUAGUAACGGAUAGUAUUUUGGUACUCACUUUUGUACUGAGCAGGCGGUUUUUGUACGACGUUGGUCCAUAUUAAUUCGACCUAUCCUUUUAGAUAGCGCUUAGCUUUUAGUCUUGGAAUUACUGCUUAUUCAGUAUGAAGUUAACUCGGUAGAAUAAAAAUACAUAAACAUUUCGUAAGGAUACAAGGUAAGUACAGACGCAUCUGAGUCAGUCAUUUUUUUAUAUGGAAUCACUAUGUAAUCUAGAUCAUGAGAAAUGAUCAUAGCAUUUUGUUUGAAUAAAACAAAUUCUGAUAUUAUAAUGCCUCUGAAUAUGAUCUCAGUUUCUAUUCUUGCACAAUUUACUUAAGUAGAUAGGUAGAAAUACAAAAUGUAGGGUAAGCAUCUACGGCCAUUAUAAAUGUUAGGAAACAAUUUUAAUUAACAUUGUAAAUUUCUCUAACGACUUCAAUGAGUAGAGUAGAUAUUUUGGUGUUUAUUUAAGUGGUUGUUUUACAAAGUGGAUUGGUAAAUGAAUUUUUUCUUUUCUAUUUUGGUCGUAGGUUAUAAACAAUAACCAGGUAAAGCUUGCUCACUUCCAUACCUUUUGUAUUAUUUGUAAGUAUAAUGGAGUCGAAAAGAUGGAUGAGAUAUAAAACUUGAAGAUACAAUGAAGUCAUCUAAAUUACCAGUUAUUUUCCCCCCUGAUUUAUUGUUUUCAUUGUCAGCUCUUUCGUUGUUGUCAUGACCAACAAUGCUGAUGCAGAAUUUGAUUGUAUCGUCAAGUUUUAUUUUAGGAUUAGACUGAAGAUGGUUCAUAUAAGGCUUAGAAAGCUUAGCUAAAUUUUGUUACGUGCAAGGUAUUUUCUUCCUUUUGAUUCCUGGAUAUUGGUCAUCCCUUAAACGAGGGUCUGCUUGUAAUUAUAUUUAUAUAUACAUAGUAUAAUUCGAAUAGGUCGGUGUGCUUUAAGAUUUGAUGUUAAGAAUUUACUGCUAGCGUAAUGUUGCUAUAUUAUCGUAUGUAUUAAGUUUUUUAAAACCAUUAAGUUGCCCUGUUCAAUUGUUUCACGUUGUAUUUGUAAUAUUGCUGAAUAUUCUAUGGAUUAAACUAAAAUAUUAUUGAAAAUUAUUAAUAAAAUGCUAUGUCUCAUAUUUAUUUUGUUGUUUCAUUAUUUGCUUACGACAAUGGAAGUAAUAAAUACAGAAAAUAAAAAUACAAAUCUUCGAGAAUAAAUCAUUUAUCAACAAAACUUACAAUUAAAUUAUGUUCAAUUAGAAUAACAAUUUAAUAUUGUAAAUAUUUAAAUGAUCCUCAAAACAAUAGUAAAUGGUCAUCUAAAUAAUACAAUUUGUAACCUAAAAGUUAGGUUAAAAAAUUUAUAAUUUCGAAAAUCAAUUACUAUUUGCUUUUAAAAUCAUUUAAAUAUGAGCCUUUUAAUAUAUCCACGUCUCACUAAAAUUUACAAAAGUAAAAAAAAAUGCCUCUAUUUUGCCUCUCUCUCUCUCUCUUGAAAUAUGUCUAGAGAACUGGUAAAAAAAAUACAAUAAAGUACUGAUGUCUUACACAAAAUGUCAUGAGUUGGCACUGAAAAAUGUAAUGAAAUUUUAAAUUUUUAGAACGAAAAUGCUUCAAACGAGAAAUCCAAGCGUAUAACUUACAAAAAUAUACAUUCUUUCUUGAUUUCUCAUUCAAAUUAUUUUCAUUCGUCACGCUUACGAUGUCUUAAAACUAGUUAUGCUUAAAUUUACUAUGGCAUUUUAAUAUAAAAUUUUCAAUCAUGCUGUUGUGUACAAAUUAUUUUAUUAACAUUGCAUAAAUUAUCAACAAUAAGAAUAAAUAGUCAAUAAAUAAAGUCUUCCUUUGGUGGUUAAAGUAAAAAAUUUCAAAGUUUCACAGAUGAAAAAAUUACAAGUAUUUAAGUACAAUCUUACACUAUAUUUAUGACUUGUUCGUAGUUUACAGGGAAUCAAAUUCAGAUACGUCACUCGUCUGUAAAUAAGGAAAAAAAACAAUUAUUUUUUUAUAUUUCAGAAAAUAUUUAUGGAGUCCCUUAAAUUGUUUGUCGUUAUAAUUGUUGUAUAAAUGAUGAUGAAUGAUUAUAUUCGAUAAAUUGGUAAAACACUAUUUUAUCUAAAUAUAUUUAUGAAACUGAGUAUAAGUCAAAGAUUAAAGGACACCCGGCAUUUUGUGCCAAAGUUGUAUACUUUUUUAUUUUUUUUAUCUGUGUUUCAUAAUUGGGUAACGUAGUCUGGCAAUAUUUGUCAUCAGCAGCUAGCUGUCAAUGUCAAAUACGUAGGUUUAUCAUCAAAAGGGUUUCUAUAUCAAAUAAUAUUAAUCAUUAAAUAACUUCUUUCCACGAUUCACUAAAAAUAAGGCAAAAAUAGUUUUAUGUAGCAAAUAAUUUUGGCUUUAUUUUGAGAUCAAAUUCAACUGUAUACAAGUCUAGCAUUUUUUCUAUGAAAAGUGCCGGGUCUCCUUUGUUCAAUAUUUGACUUUUUUUAAUAAAUGUAUUUUUAAUUUCAUGGAAUUGCAAAGAAAUAAUUAAAAUGUUACAACAUUUAAAUAGCAUACGAACAUAAGUACACAUUUUCGAUUUACCAUUUAAAAUAAAUAUGAUUUAUAUGAUGUAGAAAAAUAAAAAUAUAGCUAUAAUAAUAAUAUAGCUUUCUACUGGAUAUUUCUUUAAAGGAUUUGAUGAAGCGUUUGACAAAGUGAAAUUGGUGUUGAAAGAGGUGUCGGGAUACCUACAAGGUCUGGCUUAUAGAGGUGCA